AUGGGUGGUUUGGCGGUACUAUGGAACCCUGAUAAAGUCUUAGUUCGUUCAAUCUCCAAGCAAGAAAAUUGGAUGCUUUGUAAUGUAAGUUUUUUGCAGGACGAUUUGGAGUUUUCUUUGUUCAAUGUUUAUGGCCCGAGCAAGACAGAAGAUAAGAAGAGGGUUUGGAAAGAAAUUUCAGAACAAAUUAAAUUGGUGGAUUCGGAGAAAGUGAUAGUGGCGGGAGAUUUCAAUGCUAUUCUCAAUAAUGAAGAAAAAUCUGGAGGAUUAAGAAUGAAUACCCGUGUGAUGGAAGAUUUCCGAGAUUUUGUGACUGAAAAUAACCUUUUCGAUGUCAUCCCUAAAUCAGGUAACUUUACAUGGACUAAUAGGAGGGCAAAUUUCAGCAGAAUUUCGGAGAGGUUGGACAGAAUAUUUACAGGAACAUAUUGGAUCAAAGGACAGUUUGAAUUGGAGUUGUCAAUUAUGCCCAUAACACUCUCGGAUCAUUUCCCGGUUCAGAUGAAUUGUAGCACUUCAAUGGCAAAGGUGAAAAGGAAUUUUAAAUUUUUGAGCAUGUGGUGGAGAGAUAUUAACUUUGAAAAAACCAUUGAGAAGUGGUGGGUUGAAUGUGCAGAUUAUAGAGCAAAGAGGAACAAAAACAAAAUUAGUCAUUUGCUGGAUGAUUCGGGUAGAAUGGUUGGCAAAGUAAAGGAAUUGGAAUGCAUAGCAGUAAAAUAUUUUGAGAAAAUUUUGGGAUCUGCGACAAUGGAGUGUGAGGAAUUUGCUGGCUAUUUGUUGGAGAUUAUCGACAAGAAGAUUACUGAGGAGGAUAAUGCCAUGCUUAUGGCUCCAAUUACAAAGGAUGAAGUCAAAAAGGCUACAUUUGCAUUACAUCCACAUAAGGCUCCUGGACCAGAUGGGGUAAUGGUCAAUAGGUUGAAGCUUGUUUUGGAAAAGCUUAUAUCUCCAGAGCAACAUGGUUUCACCCCCGACAGAGAAAUUGCAGAUAGUAUAAUCACAGUUGUUGAAACUAUGCAUUCGAUGAAAAGGAGCAAAAUGCAAGGGAUGAUGGUCAAAUUAGAUGUCAGCAAGGCAUAUGAUCGGGUGAAUCGGUACUUCCUCUUCUCUGUUCUUGAAAGAUUUGGUUUUGAUCAUAGGUGGAUAAAUUGUAUAAAGCAUUGUGUUACUUCUUUUUCAUAUUCUAUUAUUGUAAAUGGAUCUAUAUAUGGUUUUCUCCAAGCCACGAAUGGUCUCAGACAAGGUGACCCCUUGUCUCCUUUUUUGUUUGUAUUAAUGACCGAAAUUCUGAGAAGAAACAUUAAAAAACUUGUAGAAACGGUACUGUGGAAAGGUGUUCUAAUUCACGGUAACAUUGAUCCAAUUUCCCAUUCUCAAUUCGCCGAUGAUACAGUUCUUUUUGGGGGAGGCCUCGGAGAAGGAAGCAAUGGCAAUGUAGUUGUUAUUGAGUGA
This is a messenger RNA of Cryptomeria japonica (Japanese cedar), 1452 nucleotides long. RefSeq lists its product as uncharacterized. Lineage: Eukaryota; Viridiplantae; Streptophyta; Pinopsida; Cupressales; Cupressaceae. The record is from RefSeq and is a predicted model, not a curated record. The coding region runs from base 1 to 1452 and encodes 483 amino acids. The transcript is spliced from 3 exons.